Messenger RNA from Parastagonospora nodorum SN15, 1449 nucleotides. RefSeq lists its product as hypothetical. The record is from RefSeq and is a predicted model, not a curated record. Bases 1 to 1449 code for a protein of 482 amino acids. The transcript is spliced from 2 exons. Lineage: Eukaryota; Fungi; Ascomycota; Dothideomycetes; Pleosporales; Phaeosphaeriaceae.
AUGCAAGCUUUCCACCCCGUAGCAGCAGGUGUCACAUUGAGCGCAGAAGUGCUGCGAUCAAGUCGUUCGUUGCGCAAACUGACCAAAGGUACGAAACACGCGCGGAUCAAAAUCGUGGGCUUGUCAAAAGAGAUGGAUCUCUUCGCAGACCUAUACGACGAGUUGUUUAGAGUGUGUAUCUUCGACUCGAGUACCACCACCUGCACACAGUCGCCUGUGAAACGACUCGUUGCCUGGACCGAGGAAACGAUAGACGCGUUUAGGAAUCUACUGGAUCGGAUUCAGGAUUUGGUUGAUAUUUCGAGGGACUCGGUAGUUGAUGUAUUGGUCGCCCGCAUGAAAUGGCGUGCGAUUGAGAGAGAGAUGGAGUGUAUGCGUAUGUCGCUCAGUAUCUCACGGCAGGGAAUCAAGGGCUUCAUAAAUAUAAGAGUGUUUGAGAAACUUGAGGAAGAAGAAGAUAUGCUAAGAAACACGAUUGAGCGCGGAGAUCGACAGAGUCUUGAAGAACGAUUUGGCAUGACCUUGGAGGAUCGAGUAAGAACGGUGAAGCAUAUGAGAAACAACUGUCGCAAGCAAAGACACACGAUCGAACAUCGUUUAAAAAAGACAAAAAUUGACUUUCUCGAAGAACAUGAGAAGAAAACCCGGGGGAGCAUCAACGUUCCGGAGCCACAACAGUUGUUCCAAUUCACAAGAUCUGUGGAGAAGUACGUCGAUAAUGUGUUGCCCGCGAAAGAGUCAGGCAGACGCCGUCGCAGUCGAAGCAAGUUUGACUCGGGAAGCCAACUAUCCGGCAGUCCCACAUCAUUGACGCCAGCCGCACUAGACGGAGCAGCGAGAUCCACGUCCAGUGUAUCCUCUGCAAGAGCGGAAACCCGUUCGGUUCCGGAGGAUCGCAUCGAAACCUCAAGCGGGUGCACACGGUGUUCUAGCACUUGUGGUCACGUUGCAGAGCACGGAAAAAGUAACAAGUCUUAUGCAAAUCUCACGACACUACCAGAUUUAACAGAAGUCCUGGGGCUCGCGGGUCCAGUUGGCCAGCGAGACUUCCUGGCCGUGCCAGGGAGGAGUCAUAGUGCGACGGAUCAUGGCCGCGAACCGUACUAUGGUUGUGGCUCUUCGACACAGUCGUCGUCAUCACGCGACCCCAGAGUCUCUCUGGAAGCCACGCCAAUCGAGAGUCAGACCAAGAGUGACCUUCAUGAAGCGACAUCGAGCAUUGCAAGCGAAGAUUUCGAGACCUGGUGGCAGACCAGAGGAGCGCCAGAGCCAGAUGCUUUUACGGCAUUGGAACAGAAAGCUCAGCUCGUCAAUGGAGAUGUUGCGUAUGAUGACGUUUCGAGUGAAGACGAGAUUGAAAGUUCGCGUUGGCGUCACCCUCAGAGCUCAAAUCAGAGCUGUCGUCUUCACCAGAGGACAUCAUGGUCAUCUCUCCUUGUCCCGCGGUGA